AUGGAUGAAAGUAAACAAUUAUCACCAGAUACAACAAAUCAAGAUAAAACAACCAAAAAGAGAAAGAAAGGUUUUUUAGAUGAUGAUUUCUUCUCAUUAAGUGCUUCAUUUGAUAAAAAACCAAAAAAGAAGAAGAAAAAAGAACCUAAAUUGCAACCCAAAUUAAAAACCAAUAAUGCUGCAACAACAACAACAACAAUUUCUCCAACUAUACCACAAGAAUUCAAACCAGAAUCAAAUGAAGCCAUAAAUGGUCUUAGUCAAUCACCAAUGGAACCAAAUUUCACAGAUAAAUCAAAUUCAAAUACUUCAUCAAUACUACCAUCAUCAAUAUCCGCACCCCCAAUAGAUAGACAAAAAAUACGAAGAGAAAUAGAAAAGAAAAUAAAUGCAGAACAAAAACAUUUUGAUUCAAUAAGUAGUGAUUCAGAAGAUGAUGAUUUAUUUGAACAAAUCUUAAAACAACAAUCAAUAAAAAAGAGUCCCUCAGUUACAAUUGAUCCAAAAGUAUAUACUUUCGAUAAUGAAUCAGAACGGAAACGGAAAUAUACACUUAGAGUGACCUCAAAAUUACCUGUCCCGGGUGAUUCAAAUUCUUUAUUUCAAGUUGAUUUUGGAGUUGGAGGAUUAAAAAAAUUUGAUAAGGUUUUAACUACUGCUGUUUCAUUUUUUAAAAAUAAGUUUAAGGAUAUAUUACUGCCUAUUCAUUUAUCAAGGUAUGAUGUGAAUCAAAAUGAGUUAAUUUGGUGUGAGGGAAAAGUAUUAGUAAAGAGAUUUUACACACCGAAAACAUUUAGGAUAUUACCUAAUGGUGGAAAUUUUGAUCCUGAGAUAGAUAAUAUUGAAUUAGUUACACCAACAUUGCUUAAUUUUUAUCUUGUUUCAAGUGACGUUAAGAAUAAUUUUCAAUAUGUGUUUCCCGAAUUAAAUACAAGAUUAAAUAGUGAAAAUACAUUUGAAGAAGAAGAAGAGAAAGAAGAAGAACAAAUUGAAUCAAGUUCCGAUGAUGAUGAAUUUGAUGAUGUUGCAAUGGAAGAAACUAAAGACGUAAUUAAUGUAGAUGAUGAAAGUGAAGAAUUUUUUAAAAUUGGAUUGAAAGGACAAGAUAAUAAAAGAUUGGAAGUUAAAGUUAAUCCGAAGACUAAAUUGAUGAAUUUGUUGGUUUAUUAUUUAAAACAAAAGAAUAUUGAUCAGGGUAUAAUUGGAAAAGGAAAAGUUAAAAUGAUAUUUGAUGAUGAAGCUAUGAAUUUAAAUGAAACUGUUGGUGAUACUGAAUUAGAAGAAGAUUUUGAAAUUCAAAUAGUAAUUAAAAACUAA
Insectozyma verbasci is the source of this 1317-nucleotide messenger RNA. The record is from the annotation of a GenBank genome assembly. NCBI's taxonomy places the organism in Eukaryota, Fungi, Ascomycota, Pichiomycetes, Serinales, Debaryomycetaceae.